Messenger RNA from Salvelinus fontinalis (brook trout), 2366 nucleotides. RefSeq names its product Lipopolysaccharide-induced tumor necrosis factor-alpha factor homolog-like (gene litafd). The transcript is spliced from 5 exons. NCBI's taxonomy places the organism in Eukaryota, Metazoa, Chordata, Actinopteri, Salmoniformes, Salmonidae. The coding region runs from base 77 to 571 and encodes 164 amino acids. Gene Ontology annotation, molecular function: zinc ion binding. The record is from RefSeq and is a predicted model, not a curated record.
GAGAGUUCUCCGUACUAUCAACAGCUUCAACACAUAUCUAUCUACACAGCUGGACAGAAAGCCCAGGCAGAAGACAAUGAGCGUAAAUGAAAAAGAACCUCCCCCCUACAACAUACCAGUUGAAGGACAAGGUGAUAAUGGGGUGAAGGUAUAUCAUGUCCAUACCCCCUUCAACCCUCCUUCCUCCACCAUCCCCUCCAAUAACUACUAUGUGUCUCAGUCUCAGGGCAAACCAGUGUACACCAGUGGAGGAGGUGGUAUUGGAGGAGGUGGUGAAACUCCUACUCAGAAGUUUGUGAGUUAUGACACAGAACUGGGCCGUUCAGAGGGCAUGACCACCUGUACUUCCUGUCAACAACAGGUGAUGACGAACGUCACCUAUAAAGUCGGAGCCUUCGCCUGGCUAUCGUGCAUCCUUUUCAUCCUCUGUGGGUUGGUAGUGGGCUGUUGUCUGAUCCCGUUCUUCUUGAAACACUUUAAGGAUGUGUACCACUCCUGUCCUCGCUGUAACCGCAUUAUCCACGUGGAAAAGCCAAGCUGCUGCUACCGCCAUACCACCACCCGCCACUAGGGGAGCUGCUGCUGACUGCCAUACCACCACCCACCACUAGGGGAGCUGCUGCUGACCGCCAUACCACCACCCACCACUAGGGGAGCUGCUGCUGACUGCCAAUAUGCUUUACUACCAGCAGGGGAGCUGUGGCUCUGCUCUCAGUCUGACCACUGGCCACUCUCUCAGUCUGGGCUGGAUUCCAUUAGAAAUGCAUCAGUACAGUGAAAUGCCUUUCUCACAGGAAACAUGCUCCCUUUCCCUCAUGCACCCACAGCUCGGUGGAGGAGUUGGAGAGUGGUUAUAUUUAUCCAGCCUCAUCCCUCAGCUGUUUACCAAUGCAGUGGCGGGGUCAGGGUGACCGUUUGGUAGUUCUUUGAAUUGCAGAUUGCCCUUUAAAAUGUGGGUUUCAAUACUGCUCUUAUCUACACUCUUUCAUAACAGCGAGGGAGAGGAAAAGGGGGGAUGUUUUCAGAAUGGAAUCCAGCCGAAGGGAGAGACCCCCUAGCAGCAGCCCCACAGAAACCUACAGGAUUACACAGUCAUUGGAUGAAUCCCAAAAUGGCACCCUACUCCCUAUAUAGUGCACUACGUUCGAGAGGGAGCUAGUACAAAGUAGUGCACUACAUAGGGAAUAGGUUACAAUUUGGUACGCACAUUAGUUUAAAUGCUGACCUAAUUUACUGUACCAGAGGGUUGUAAAUAGUAUGAAUCUGUAAACAAUUUUUUGUAAAAUUAAAAUAAAAACAAGCUAGCAGAUGAAGAUGUGGUAGAGCUCUACCUGGACCUUGUUCACAGAGGGAGCAGGGAUGCACAAUAACCUUCCCAGGUUUCCCACAAACCCAGGUUGGUAAAUGUAUACAUUACUAUCUAUAAUGCCCUGGGUUGACCAACCGACAGACAACGAGCCCAAUAUUCAGAUAAUUAUCAUUAUAACUAUGAUUCCUACAAUCGGGCGUCAUUUAGGGCCCUCCCCGGGUCUUCCCCCUUUUCACAAAGCUGUUAUGUACAUAAAGGACUGGGUGUUUUACCUUAUUUUAGAAUAAACCAAAUAUGAUUUUAUUGAUAAAACUCAUCAGUCUGUCAACUACAAUGACGUGCAACAUCAUACAGCUAACCUGAUGGAGUUCUGUUAUAUUGUAUAACACCACACAGCUGACGAGACAUGGAGUUCUGUUAUAUUGAUGUGUAACACCACACAGCUGACGAGACAUGGAGUAGUUAUAUUAAUGUGUAACACCACACAGCUGACGAGACAUGGAGUACUGUUAUAUUGAUGUGUAACACCACACAGCUGACCUGAUGGAGUUCUGUUAUAUUGAUGUGUAACACCACACAGCUGACGAGACAUGGAGUAGUUAUAUUGGUGUAAUACCACACAGCUGACGAGACAUGGAGUUCUGUUAUAUUAAUGUGUAACACCACACAGCUGACGAGACAUGGAGUACUGUUAUAUUGAUGUGUAACACCACACAGCUGACCUGAUGGAGUUCUGUUAUAUUGUGUAACACCACACAGCUGACGAGACAUGGAGUUCUGUUAUAUUAAUGUGUAACACCACACAGCUAACCUGAUGGAGUUCUGUUAUAUUGAUGUGUAACAACACACAGCUGACGAGACAUGGAGUACUGUUAUAUUGAUGUGUAUCACCACACAGCUGACCUGAUGGAGUUCUGUUAUAUUGUGUAACACCACACAGCUGACGAGACAUGGAGUUCUGUUAUAUUGAUGUGUAACAACACACAGCUGACGAGACAUGGAGUGUUAUAUUGCUUAUAUAAAUUAUAUCCCUCUAAUAAAAUAUGUUAUCACUUUU